Molecule: messenger RNA, 933 nt
Organism: Plasmodium falciparum 3D7
Lineage: Eukaryota; Apicomplexa; Aconoidasida; Haemosporida; Plasmodiidae
Product: putative phosphomethylpyrimidine kinase
Biological process (GO): thiamine biosynthetic process
Molecular function (GO): phosphomethylpyrimidine kinase activity; hydroxymethylpyrimidine kinase activity
Source: RefSeq, a predicted model, not a curated record
AUGGAAGAACAUCCAAAGAUUUUGAGCAUAGCAGGUAGUGAUAGUUGUGCUGGAGCUGGUAUGCAAGCUGAUUUAAAAACAGCUAUGAGUUUAGGUUGUCAUUGUUGUACUAUUUUAGUUGUAUUAACAGCUCAGAAUACUAAAGAAGUAAAAUCCAUUAUAGAGGUUGAUGAGAAAUUUAUUGUUGAACAGUUGGAUGCAAUAUUUACAGACAUAACAAUUGAAGUAGUUAAAUUAGGAGUUUUAUAUUCUAAGAAAAUAAUAUCAUUAAUUCAUAAUUAUAUAACAAAUAUUAAUAAAAUGAGAGAGAAAAAACUACUGGUAGUUUUUGACCCAGUUUUUGUAUCAAGUUCUGGAUGUAUGUUAGUAGAAAACUUAGAUUAUGUUAAAUAUGCUUUGGAUUUAAUUUGCCCCUUAAGUUGUAUUAUUACACCGAAUUUUUAUGAAUGUAAAGUUAUUUUAGAAGCUUUAAAUUUUAAUAUAGAUAUAAAUAAUAUGAGAACAAGUGAUCUAUGUAAGCUAGUAACAGAAAAAUUAAAUAUUAAUGCUUGUUUAUUUAAAAGCUGUAAUAUAGAUAUAAAUACCGAAGAUGAAAAUAAAUUAUAUGCCGUUGAUCAUUUAUGUAUAAAAAAUGAUAAUGAUUAUGAUACAAAAAUAAAACAAAAUAUAUCUUAUGAUGUAUAUAAACUAAAAUCAAAAAGAAAUCCACAAAAAGAUAUACAUGGAACGGGAUGUACUUUAUCAACAGCUAUAUCAUGUUUCUUAUCCAAGAAAUAUGAUAUUAUACAAGCUUGUAUUGAAUCUAAAAAAUAUAUUUAUAAUUGUAUUAAUUAUGCUUAUGACCUUGGAAGUAAAAGUCAAGGAUUAAAUCAUUUAAAAGCUGCACAACAUUUAACAGACUUCCGUGAAUUACAAGUUAUUAAAGUUGAUUAA